Eucalyptus grandis is the source of this 582-nucleotide messenger RNA. RefSeq names its product gamma-glutamyl hydrolase 2-like. Gene Ontology annotation, molecular function: gamma-glutamyl-peptidase activity. The transcript is spliced from 7 exons. The record is from RefSeq and is a predicted model, not a curated record. NCBI's taxonomy places the organism in Eukaryota, Viridiplantae, Streptophyta, Magnoliopsida, Myrtales, Myrtaceae. Gene Ontology annotation, biological process: tetrahydrofolylpolyglutamate metabolic process. Bases 1 to 582 code for a protein of 193 amino acids. Gene Ontology annotation, cellular component: vacuole.
AUGUGGAAGCUCAACAUGGUCAAUGGAGUGCUCUUUACUGGAGGGUGGGCUAAAACCAGAUUGUAUUAUGACACUGUGAAGGCAAUUUUCAAGAAAGUUCUGGUGAAGAAUGAUGCUGGUGACCACUUCCCAUUGUAUGCCAUCUGCUUGGGCUUUGAACUAUUGACAGUGAUAAUUACCGAGGACAAAAGCAUUCUCAAGGAAUUUGAUGCUGCAGAUCAAGCAUCCACUCUAAAAUUUAUGAGAAACACAAACAUUGAAGGAACAGUAUUUCAAAGUAUGGCAUCUCGCCAGAGACUGAUGCAGAACACUGACUUAACGAAUUUCUUUAAGGUCUUGACAACCAGCAUGGAUGGAGACAACAAGAAAAAUGCUUUUGAGUGGUGUUUGUCCAUGACACCACACUCAGAUGAUGCCAUUCAAGUUACACAGCAUGUAGCGAACUUCUUUGUCAGUGAGGCUAGGAAGUCUGUAAACCAGGCUUUUGCUUGGAAAGUGCUGGACAAUCUGAUAUAUAAUUACAGUCCCAUGUAUUGUGGGAAAGCAGGGAACGGAUAUGACGUGGUUUAUAUCUUUACGUGA